Messenger RNA from Nematostella vectensis (starlet sea anemone), 534 nucleotides. RefSeq lists its product as uncharacterized. The transcript is spliced from 5 exons. The record is from RefSeq and is a predicted model, not a curated record. NCBI's taxonomy places the organism in Eukaryota, Metazoa, Cnidaria, Anthozoa, Actiniaria, Edwardsiidae. The coding region runs from base 55 to 534 and encodes 159 amino acids.
UAAAUCUAUUAUAACUGUUAACAGUCCAACCAUGCGACUCCAGUCCUUGCAAAAAUGGCGGAGCUUGCGCUAACAAGGCGGACAACUCCGGCUACACGUGCGCUUGUGCUAGUGGGUAUACGGGAAUUGAAUGCGAAACUCAAGUCCAACCGUGCGACUCCAGUCCUUGCAAGAAUGGUGGAUCUUGCACCAACAAACCAGACAACACUGGCUACACGUGCACUUGCCCGAGCGAGUAUACGGGGACAGAAUGCGAAACUCAAGUCCAACCAUGCGACUCCAGUCCUUGCAAAAAUGGCGGAGCUUGCGCUAACAAGGCGGACAACUCCGGCUACACGUGCGCUUGUGCUAGUGGGUAUACGGGAAUUGAAUGCGAAACUCAAGUCCAACCAUGCGACUCCAGUCCUUGCAAAAAUGGCGGAGCUUGCGCUAACAAGGCGGACAACUCCGGCUACACGUGCGCUUGUGCUAGUGGGUAUACGGGAAUUGAAUGCGAAACUCAAGUCCAACCGUGCGACUCCAGUCCUUGCAUAA